Messenger RNA from Acanthamoeba castellanii str. Neff, 690 nucleotides. Its product is annotated as splicing factor 3a subunit 2, putative. Gene Ontology annotation, molecular function: zinc ion binding; nucleic acid binding. The transcript is spliced from 3 exons. Lineage: Eukaryota; Discosea; Longamoebia; Acanthamoebidae. Gene Ontology annotation, cellular component: U2-type prespliceosome; catalytic step 2 spliceosome; U2 snRNP. Bases 1 to 690 code for a protein of 229 amino acids. Gene Ontology annotation, biological process: spliceosomal complex assembly. The record is from RefSeq and is a predicted model, not a curated record.
AUGGGGUCCAUGGAGAGAGGAGCCAAGACGGGAUCGGGAGGCAUCGCUUCCGAGUCGCAGGCCAAUGCCGACCGAAGGGAGCGGCAGAGGCGGUUGGCGAUGGAAGUCAUCGAUCUGGCCAAGGAUCCCUACUUCAUGAAGAACCAUCUGGGCCAGUACGAGUGCCGCCUCUGCCUGACUCUCCACUUGACCGAGGGCAACUACCUGGCCCACACCCAGGGCAAGCGGCAUCAGGACAACCUGGGCCGGCGUGCCGCUCGCGAGGCCAAGAUGGCCGAAGGCGGGCCGCUCGGUGCUGCGGGCGUGCAGCCGGCCAUCCAGAAGAAGGUGAUGCCGCGCAGGACGAUCAAGAUCGGUCGGCCAGGGUACAAGGUCACGAAGCAGAUCGACCCCACGUCGGGCCAGAAGAGCCUCACCUUCGAGAUCAAGUACCCCGACAUCGGCGAGGGCAUCCAGCCGCGCCACCGGUUCAUGUCGUCCUUCGAGCAGAAGGUGGAGACGCCCGACCGCAACUUCCAGUACCUCCUGUUCGCGGCCGAGCCCUACGAGACCAUCGCCUUCAAGAUCCCCAACUGGGAGAUCGAGCGUGGUGGCGGUGGCGAGGAGUCCAAGUUCUACACCAACUGGGACAGAGACUCACUCACGUUCACGGUCCAAUUCUCGUUCCACAACAACGUGUCAACGGCGUAG